Messenger RNA from Pseudo-nitzschia multistriata, 925 nucleotides. NCBI's taxonomy places the organism in Eukaryota, Bacillariophyta, Bacillariophyceae, Bacillariales, Bacillariaceae. The record is from the annotation of a GenBank genome assembly.
CAAAACCAUUCUUCAAAAGAGCAUUCAACUUUGCGAUACGAGUACGAUACUCACGCUUGACCAAUAGCAAAAGAAAAAGCAACAGCAAAAGCAACAGCGCCAACACCACUCGCUCGGCACACAAAGCAUGGCGCCGCCGGACACCCUCGAAGCACUCGGCCACCUGCAGGACUACGCGGAUGCCUCGGAGAAGGCCCACGACGAGCUGAAAUCCUGCCUGUGGCAGCUGACCAAGUCCCGCCGCAACGUCCGCAGCGGCAUCCUCGGGGUGGAUUCGGCGAACGCGUACACCGCCGGGUUGCUCCGCGAGGAACUCCGGGCCCAAUUCCGCGUUUUCGACGCGGCGGCCCGCGGGGACAACGACGGGAUCGCGGACCUGGUGAACGAGGAGGAGGGGGCUGCUCCCGCGAAGGACUCCGGGGCGGCUUCGGCACGUUCGUCCGCCCCCGAAUGGAAACUCUGCAACGUGCGACUCGAGAGGAAAAAGCCAAAGACCGAUGACGAGCAAUCCUUGGAUCCGAACCCGUCCUCGUCGUGGAUGGUGGUGGAAGAGGAAGACCUCACGGACGGCGACGACGAACGCCGGAACGAGGACCUCGACGAGGAGGAACGGAUUCUCCAGACGGAUCCCCUCAAGCUGUUCGGGGGGUACUUCACGGCCCGGGAGCUGAAGGUGGCACAGCGCAACGCGCAGCGGGCCCUCGACGGCUACAUACAAGCCGCCAGCGAUGCGGCCAGGCUUCUGGCGAUGCUGCCCGCCGAGAAAUGACCGGGCCAAAUCAGAACAAUCGAGAUUCAGUGGCUAGCCAACGCAAGCUAACCUUAGCUCCGAGUGCUAGCAAAUUUUUCGAUAGUCGCUAGGUGCAUCGACACCUUUUGAAUAGCAAGUUGUAUCAUUAUUUUUAGUUGACAUAAAACGCAUUUU